This is a messenger RNA of Raphanus sativus (radish), 1511 nucleotides long. RefSeq names its product B3 domain-containing protein At3g17010-like. The transcript is spliced from 3 exons. Lineage: Eukaryota; Viridiplantae; Streptophyta; Magnoliopsida; Brassicales; Brassicaceae. The record is from RefSeq and is a predicted model, not a curated record. The coding region runs from base 705 to 1091 and encodes 128 amino acids.
UUACACUUAAAAUAUCAAUAGGUAAAAGACUAAUAUACCCUAGCUUAAUCAAAGGAGAUGGAGAAGUCGUCGUUGUCUCCACCUGGUGAACGCCUCCGUCGCCGCCGAAUCAUUAUAACCACCUCCAUAGCUUUUUGGCUUCGUUUCUGCAUCUCUUUUGCAAUCUGUUUCAUCUUCGUGGAAGGCUUGGUUGGUUCAGCAAACGUGUUCGUCUGAGAAGCCAACUCUGAUGAUCCGAGGGGAUCAAUCAGAACUGAUUGGAUUGCAGGGGAAUAUGAAAAAGAUCGGGAUUGAUAGGGGCUGGGAGAUAUUACGAUCUACAAUCUACACAGAUACAUGUGAUCUUGGGUCUUCAAGUGAUGAUGGCUUGGAUAAUAAAGGUAUGAUUUUUCUUCUAUUCAGUGGGAGAUCUGUUUGGAUUUACUUGGUGUAUCGACAGAGGAGUCAACGAUUUGUUAGAAGUGGUGCCUGGAAAGUUUGGAUUGGGUUAUUAAUGUGGCUCAGGAUUAUAGUGAUACUUGAAGAUAACCAGAUUGGAGAGAGAGAGAGGAGAAGGUCGAGUUACGAUGGAUGUGGAGAAGAAACAUGGGACAGGAAGGUUAUGUUUAAGAACCAGUUUGUGAGCGACAAUGCUUACAGAGCCAGUUUGUGAGCGACAAUGCUUUGGGUGAAACGAGGUCGUUACCUUUACUCACACUGUACUAAUGCGCUUCAACGUCAACAUGUACAAGCCGAGUGGCAAGGAGAUCGUCGCACCACGCAAACAUCCUACAACGACUCCUUUCAGUGGCAUAAAGAAAGAAGAAGGUGAGAGUAGCUACAAGGACGUGAAGAAGGAAGAUGAAGCAUGUAAGUCUGUGGACGGAGUUGAGAUUGAAACCACAAAGAAGAAAGCUGAGGCUUCUAAAACAUCCUCCAAGAAGAAGAAGAGCAAGAAAGUGGUGAAGGAAGUAGAUGAAUCAUCGAGAGGCAGAAAGAAGAAAGCUGAGAAACUCAAAACAUUCAAGAAAAAAGAAGAAGAUCAAGAAAAAUGGUGUUCCAGAGUUCGAAAUCACCAUAAGGAAAUCAUACCUCAAGUUCUUGUUGUCUGAGGGUGUUUGAAAAGGAUCAUAUCCCGAGUGAGUCUAUGGAGUACACGAUCAAUCACUCAAAAAGGAAGUCUUCAUGGAACGUGCUUUGCUUGGUGAGGGAGAAUCGAACAGUCUUCUCAAGUGGAUGGAGUAGAUUGGCAAGAGAGUUCCCUUUGAAGGUUGGUGACAGGUGUACCUUCAGGCUCAUCAAACCCACUGAGUUUAUCCUCAUCACCAAGAAGGCCAGAAAAGAGAGUACUGUGGUUGACUGAUGGAAGGAAUGAUGUUUAGCGUCUUGCUUUCGCUUAUAUCUGUGGAGACAAUAUGAUAUCACUUUAACUAAUAUGUAGUGUUUCUCUGCGUUCGCUGUUGUUUAUGAUAUUGGUCAUGAGACUUAAUUUUGUUUAUAUGCAAAUCAAUGGUUAGUUAUUUAACAUCUUA